Thamnophis sirtalis is the source of this 1142-nucleotide messenger RNA. Its product is annotated as ras-related protein Rab-6B. Gene Ontology annotation, molecular function: GTPase activity; GTP binding. The record is from RefSeq and is a predicted model, not a curated record. NCBI's taxonomy places the organism in Eukaryota, Metazoa, Chordata, Lepidosauria, Squamata, Natricidae.
CCGGAAGCGACGUAAGGCGGCUGCCAGGCGGUGGAGAGCGCACCCGUUGAGGCGUCUCUGUCUCCCUCUCUCUCCCUCUCUCUCUCUCUUUCUCUUCUCGGCCCCGGCUUUGCUCCGCCGCCGUCCCCGCUCCUCAGCCAUGUCGGCGCCCGGAGGAGGAGCCGGCGGAGAAUUCGGCAACCCGCUGCGCAAGUUCAAGCUGGUUUUCCUCGGCGAGCAAAGCGUUGGAAAGACCUCCUUAAUCACUAGAUUUAUGUAUGACAGUUUUGACAACACUUAUCAGGCCACCAUCGGAAUUGAUUUCCUUUCAAAGACUAUGUAUUUAGAAGACCGCACGCAGGUCCGACUUCAACUUUGGGACACAGCAGGCCAGGAACGAUUCCGUAGCCUCAUUCCCAGCUACAUACGUGACUCAACUAUUGCCGUGGUAGUCUAUGAUAUUACAAAUCUGAAUUCCUUCCAGCAAACCUCCAAAUGGAUCGAUGAUGUGCGAACAGAAAGAGGAAGUGAUGUCAUCAUCAUGCUGGUGGGCAAUAAAACUGACCUUGCAGAUAAAAGGCAGAUUACUACAGAAGAAGGUGAACAGAGAGCCAAAGAACUAAGCGUGAUGUUCAUUGAGACUAGCGCGAAGACGGGCUACAACGUGAAGCAGCUUUUCCGCCGUGUUGCUGCUGCCUUACCUGGGAUGGAUAACGCUCCCGAGAAGAGCAAAGAUGACAUGAUUGACAUCAAACUAGAGAAACCUCCUGAGCAGCCCGUGACGGAGAAUGGCUGUUCUUGUUAAAUGUUCUCCAGCGUGGAACCCUCCCCCCUUCCCAGUUAGCCAGUUCAGUCUCUCACCGAAGAGCUCCACUUCUUACUGACUACCAAAACACGACUUUUACCAUGGGCCGGAAGGCCACUUUAUAAUAGGCGAUUGGAGUCAUCUUGUCUCCUCCCCCCUCCCCCUCCUCCUCCCGCGUCGUGUGGACAAGCCCCAGUUGCUCCCGUUUACUGCAUGGUGUGAACCCUCCAAUGCCUCUUGCCCUUCGUUGGUUGUUGCACUUUGGUGCUGCUGUCGCACUCUUUUUUGCUCGGUUUUUCCUUGCUGGGUCGUCCUAUGAAUGUGCAAGGGAGGAACUUUGUCCAUCUUAAAAAAAAAA